Malus domestica (apple) is the source of this 3146-nucleotide messenger RNA. Its product is annotated as MDIS1-interacting receptor like kinase 2-like. Gene Ontology annotation, biological process: protein phosphorylation. The record is from RefSeq and is a predicted model, not a curated record. Gene Ontology annotation, molecular function: protein kinase activity; protein binding; ATP binding. NCBI's taxonomy places the organism in Eukaryota, Viridiplantae, Streptophyta, Magnoliopsida, Rosales, Rosaceae.
AUUAAACACUAGUAGCCAUGACAUCUUUAGAUUUUCAUAAACAAUGGCUUUUGGCUUAUUGCCUUGUCUUAUUCAUACAACUUCUUUCACCGCCAAGUUGCCCUGCUUUUGCUUCUGCUACUUCUACUACUGAAGCGGAAGCACUUCUCAAAUGGAAAGCCACCUUUCAAAACCAUACCCGCCCGCAAAAUCUCACCUCGUGGGCUUACCUACCCGCUCAUACAAAAGCAGCCCCAUGCUUCUGGACUGGUAUUUCAUGCAAUGCUGUUGGAAGUGUCAGUGUGAUAAACCUUACCAAUUUCGGGAUACAAGGUACACUACAUGAGUUUUCCUUCUUGUCUUUCCCCAAUCUUCAAUACCUCGAUCUCAGCUACAAUAAUCUCUUUGAUGUCAUUCCAGCUCAGAUCAGUUCCCUCUCCAAACUCAUCUAUCUUGAUCUUUUUAACAAUUGGCUAAGUGGUUCAAUCCCAACAUCCCUCGGUGAUCUCACAAAAAUUACAUUUCUCUAUCUCAACCGUAAUAAUCUUUCUGGCACAAUUCCGAAAGAGAUAGGGAAAUUGAAAUCUCUUGUGGACCUAGAAUUGUCUCAUAACCAGCUCAACGGUUCAAUCCCAACAUCCCUAGGCCAGCUCACAAACCUUACCACUCUCUAUCUCCAUAGUAAUAAUCUUUCUGGCACUAUUCCUAAAGAGAUAGGGAAAUUGAAAUCUCUUGUGGACCUAGAAUUGUCUCAUAACCAGCUCAACGGUUCAAUCCCAACAUCCCUAGGCCAGCUCACAAACCUUACCACUCUCUAUCUCCGUAGUAAUAAUCUUUCUGGCACUAUUCCUAAAGAGAUAGGGAAUUUGAAAAAGUUGGCUACACUGCAAUUGCCAAGUAACCAAUUAAUAGGUUAUUUGCCCCAAAAUAUUUGCUGUAGUGGACAACUUCAAUACUUUUCAGUGUUCAACAACCAUUUGACAGGUCCAAUCCCCAAAAGCUUGAAAACAUGCAAGAGCUUAGUUAGAGUUCGUCUUGAAGGGAACCAAUUCACAGGCAAUAUAUCAAAAGACUUUGGUGUUUAUCCAAAUCUUGAUUUCAUUGAUAUGAGUCACAAUAAGUUUUAUGGUGAAAUUUCACAAAAAUGGGGACAAUGCUCAAAAUUAGAAACCUUACUAAUUGCGGGAAACAACCUUACUGGUAACAUACCUCCCGAGAUUGUCAAUGCUGGCAAAAUUCAUAAACUCGACCUCUCUUCAAAUCACUUAGUUGGGGCUAUUCCGAACGGGUUCGGGAGAAUGACUUCUUUGCAGAGGUUGAUGCUGAAUGGAAAUCAACUUUCAGGUUGUAUACCUUCGAAAUUUGGAUUACUUGUUGAUCUUGAAUAUCUCGACUUGUCAUCAAACAAAAUAAAUGGGUCAAUUCCGAGCACAUUCGGCAACUUUCUCAAACUGUUCCAUCUGAAUUUGAGCAACAAUCAAUUUUCCCAAGGAAUUCCAUUGAAGUUGGAAAAGUUAGUUCAGUUGAACGAACUUGAUUUAAGUCACAACUCACUGGAAGGUAGCAUACCCGCUGAAAUCAACAAUAUGGAGAGUCUACAGACACUCAAUCUUUCUCACAACAAUCUUUCUGGUUUCAUACCAUCAAGUUUUGAAGGCAUGCAUGGAUUGUCGUAUGUGGAUGUAUCUUACAAUGAAUUCGAAGGUCCCCUUCCCAACAACAAAGCAUUUCGACAAGCUCUGCCAGAAGCUUUACAAGGGAACAAAGGACUGUGCGGCAACAUUGAAGGUUUGCAAUCUUGCACAAUUGGCCCAAGAAAGGACCACAAAUGGGUACUUGGAAUCACAUUCUCCCUUAUAGCAGCAAUUUUACUUCUUUCUGCUUUCUUUACAAUUAAAUUCAUAGUGCAAAGAAAGAAGAAACGUCCAGAAACAGAAGAAAAAAACUUGCAUGAAGAUAUCGUUUUCGGUUUAAAUUUUGAUGGAAAGUCAAUGUAUGAGGAAAUCAUAAGGGUGACAGAAAAUUUUGAUUCCACAUAUUGCAUCGGGAGCGGAGGACAAGGAAGCGUCUACAAAGCAAAUUUGUCAAGUGACAACAUAGUGGCUGUGAAAAAACUACAUCAAUUGUGGGAUGGUGAGAAGAAUUUGGAGACGGCAUUCUUGAAUGAAAUAAGGGCACUAACAGAGAUAAGACACCGGAAUAUUGUGAAGCUUUAUGGUUUCUGUUCACACCAUCAUCACUCGUUCUUGGUGUACGAGUUUGUUGAAAGAGGUAGCUUGGCUGCAAUUUUGAGCAAAGAUGAAGAAGCUAAAGAAGUAGGGUGGAGAAAAAGGGUUAAUAUUGUUAACGGUGUGGCUCAUGCCUUGGCAUAUAUGCACCAUGAUUGCUUGCCACCAAUUGUGCACCGGGACAUAUCAACCAAGAAUAUUUUGUUGGAUUCCAAAUAUGAGGCCUCUGUUUCUGACUUUGGCACUGCUAAGUUUUUGAAUCCUGGAUCAACAACUUGGACUGCCGUUGCAGGCACAUUUGGGUAUAUCGCACCAGAACUUGCAUAUACCAUGGAAGUGAACGAAAUAUGCGAUGUUUAUAGCUUUGGAGUGGUUGCUAUGGAAACAAUCAUGGGAAAGCAUCCUGGUGAUUUUUUCUCAUCAUUCUUAUCAGUGCCUUCUUCGUCCACGUCGUCAUCAACAUCAACAUUACCACCCCAUCAAAUGUCAGUUGUGGAUGUUCUAGACCAACGCAUUUUGCCUCCAACACAUCAAGAAGUAGGGGAAGUACUCUCUCUUAUGAAGAUUGCAUUUUCAUGCUUGAAUCCCAGUCCGCAUUCUCGCCCUACAAUGAGACGAGUUACUCAACUCCUCUCAACUCAGAAGUUGCAUUUGUCGAAGCCAAUACGUAUGAUAACCUGCGGUGAAUUGCUUGCUCUAGAUCAUUUGACGGCCUGAGAAGCAGAGAGUGUGCUUAUUUCCGAUAAAUAAAUUUCGAGUCUUCCUUUUAGAAGAAAGAUUCUUCGUAGAUGUUUCUGUAUUGUAAUUUAUUUUUAUGCACUAGUUUGUUGGGGCUCUAUUCACUUUAUGCAGAAUGCUUAAUGUUUUUCAGUUAAAAUUGUGUUUACGCUUGUGAGGAAGAAACAGAAGUUAAUAAAACAAAGAAUUGGUUUUCAUGCA